AUGAUAACUACCAAUAGAGAUUUGAUUUCUUCAACAACUGAUUCUGCUGAAUACUCAUAAAACAUACAGCUUUCAAAAAGAAAAAUUGGCAACAAAUAAUUCUCAUUAAGCUUCUUUGCUUUAAGAAAAUAAGAACUUAUUAAUAAAAGAAGUUCAUCUUAUUAUUCACCUAAUAUAAGUAUUUCUAAGAUUAAACCAGUGAUUGAUUAUAGAUCUAAAUUUUAAGAAAACACAAAAAAAUUGAUCAUAAUUCUUAGCUUUUUUUAAUCACUCUCUUAAUAUUCAAAAGAACAACUCAGAUAACGUAUUGAAUAUUUCAAAUAAAAAAAAUAAAAUAUCUUACCAUUUUACCCUGAUCAAUACUUUAUAAUCAAAUGGAAUUCAUUCAUCUAAUUACUAUUAUUUUUUUAUGCAAUUAUAUUUCCAUUAUAAUUGGCUAAUCAAAUUAAUGUAGAUUAAAUUUUAAUUGGAAUUGAUACAAUCUUUGCAAUUGAUAUAAUGAUGAAUUUCAUUACAGCAUACAUUGAUGAAAAUUAUAAUUUGGUUAAAGAAUUUAAAUUAAUAUUCUUCAAUUAUCUCAAAACUUGGAUGAUUUUCGAUCUUAUAUCAUUACCUUAAUAUUAAUUAUAAAUUCAAUAAUCAGAACUUCAAUUAUUUAAAUUAUUAAGAUUAGUCAAAUACUUUAUUAAAAAACCAUAAAAAAACUAUAAAGGAUAGAUCUUUUACACAACCACUAUUAAUGACUCUUUCUCUUUAGAUAACAAUUAUUAUCUCUCAGAAGGUUGGAUAUUUUUAUUAAAUGUCAUUCUUAAUGCAUUUCUCCUUAUACAUAUCUUUGGAUGCAUUUUUCUAUUUCAUGACAAUAAUUUCAAUUAUAUUACAAGUGUAUAUUGGUCAUCAUAAACCUUAUUUACUGUAGGAUAUGGUGAUAUAUCAUAAAACUAUUAAAUAUCAGUUAUCUGGAUUAUAGUUUCAAUUGGAUAUUAUUCAGUUAAAAUUGGUGAUUUUGCUAAAUUAUUAAUGUAAUCUAAUCUAUCAAAUGAUGAUAAUUAAUAUUACUUAUUUGAUCGUUUAGCAUUAUAAACUAAAAUGCCAGAAGAUUUAAAAGAUUCAGUCUUAAAAUACAUUAAAACAAAUGCAUAAUACAAUCAAUUUUGGGAUUAGGAUAUCAUUCAAAUGGUUAAUGAAUUCCAUAAACCUAUUCAAACUUAUUUUACCUUAAGUGUAAUGUUAGAUUUAUGCAUUAAAAUUUAAUUCUUUUUAUAGGAUGUUAAUCAUACAUAAAAUCUUUUAAAAUUUUGUAAGUUUAUAACUUAUGAAAAAAAUGAAAUUAUCUAUAGAAAAGGCUAAAUAUCUGAUGAAAUCUAUUAUUUAAUCAAAGGUGAUGUUAGAAUUCUAUCAAAAAAUAAAUAUAAUAUAUUGACUAUCUUAUAAGGUACCAUUUUUGGAGAAUUUGAAGCAUUAAAUGAAUAACCUCGAUUUACUUUUGCAAUUGCUAAAUAGAGAUCUAUUAUUUUAAUUGUUUCAUAUAAAUCAUUUAUUUAAUGUUUUAAGCAAAGUAAAAUUAUUAACUUUGAGGUUUCUUAAUUAUAUGCAAGAAGAAAACAAUUAAUACUUUAAUAGUUUAAGCUUGAAAAAAGUAUAAAAUUAAUUAAUUUAGAUAAAAAGUUGAAUUAAAAAGAUUGAAACGAAAAAAUUUAAUCAUUUUUCAAGAAAAUGACAUUUCUCCUGAAUUCAAUAAGAGAAAAACUAAUGAAAAUCAAUUAUAAACUAAUUAAACUUAUCAUUAUAAUUUUUUAAAGAAAAUUAUAGGAUAAGCAAAAUUAAACAAAUAAAUUGUUUUUUAAAGAUUUUAGUUUUGUGUAAAUAGAGUGAUAGAUUAUUUAAGAUAGAUAGAUAUUACUCCACCAGAAGAUUGGAAGGAUUUAAAUGAAUAUAAUACUAUUACUAAAGUCAUUCCAUUAAAACUAUUAUAAUAAAGGAAUUCCCUUUUUAGAUAAUAAAAUCGUUAAUCAAACUUCUCUAUGUUAUCAUUCAAUAAGAAACUAAGACUUUCUAAUUAUAUAUUAGUAAGAUAGUAGGAAAUAAAUAUUCAAAGAAAAAUAAUCUUAUUUAGCAAAAUGUAGAGGGAAAGAUUUAAACCAUUAAAAUAAAUAUUUGAGAAAUAUGAAUAUGCAUUUAGUAAUAAAUCUUCUGAAACAAAUAUACCUAAUUUUGAUAAUUUUAGUUCUUCAAAAAUUGUUUUAUUGUAAUCCAAAUAUUAUUAAUUGCGAAUUACAAAAUAAAAUGAAGAAAUUAAAGUUAAUAAGAACAUUGUUAAUAGUAUAAAAAAACUUAGUUAAGAUCUUUCAUUAAUAAAUGAUAUUUGGUUGUAAGGAUCACUGAUUAAAUUUGAUUUGCAUAAAUAUUUAAAUUAAAAUUGA
Messenger RNA from Paramecium pentaurelia, 2423 nucleotides. NCBI's taxonomy places the organism in Eukaryota, Ciliophora, Oligohymenophorea, Peniculida, Parameciidae. The record is from the annotation of a GenBank genome assembly.